Molecule: messenger RNA, 3705 nt
Organism: Brachypodium distachyon (stiff brome)
Lineage: Eukaryota; Viridiplantae; Streptophyta; Magnoliopsida; Poales; Poaceae
Product: respiratory burst oxidase homolog protein E
Exons: 14
Coding region: 357-3332 (991 amino acids)
Cellular component (GO): plasma membrane
Molecular function (GO): calcium ion binding; peroxidase activity; NAD(P)H oxidase H2O2-forming activity
Source: RefSeq, a predicted model, not a curated record
GGCAACGCAACAACGGAACAACGGGGCACCACAACAGGAAGCCAAAGCAAAACCGCGCUUACGGAAGGAAGGAUAGAAAGAGGGACGGGAACGGGAGAGGAGGGAUCACCGUGACGGGCGGGCGCGUAGGCCAAGCCAGCCAGCCCACGGGAAUUGACGGGGACGGGAACAAGCAAGAGCAUUGCGUAUUGUGGUAAGCAGUAUCAUAAUACAAGAGGAGGCAACCACCGUUGCAGCUAGCUCGCCCCCACCGGAAGCCGGAGCGUUUCCUAUUCUGCUGCUUCUUCUUCUUCUUCUUCCAUCUCCUCCUCUGGCGGGCCGGGGCAGGGGCCGGGGCGCAGGGACGCGGCGCGGCCAUGUGGACGCCGUCGCGCGGGAGCAACGCGCGGCGGACGACCGGCCACCGCCGCAUCGCGGACUACCUCGCGGACGACCAGACGACCAACACCGACACCUCCGACAACGAGUCCUUCACCACGGCGUAUGGGGAGGACUACUUCUUCAACGCUGCCGCGGCCGGGGGGACCCCCGGCAGGGGGGGAAUGCUGCCGGCAUUCCUCGCCGAUCAGGGGGACCUGGUGGAGGUCAUGCUGGAGCUGGACGAGGAGUCCAUGGUGGUGCGCAGCGUCACGCCCACCAGCGCCGCGCUCUACGGCACGGCCAUGCCGCACACGCCGGACGCGCCCCGCCUCAGCCGAUGCUCCUCGACCUCGUCGCGGAUACGGAAGAAGUUCGCCUGGCUGCGGUCGCCGUCGCCCGCGCCCUCGCCGUCCCCCACGCCAGCGGAGCUGCAGCGGGAGGCGGCCAUGGCGGCGCGCGAGCGGCGUCGCAUCCAGGCGCGCGUGAACCGGUCGCGCGCCGGCGCCAAGCGCGCGCUCAAGGGCCUCCGCUUCAUCAGCCGCACCACGGGCACCGCCGAGGCCGCCGAGCUCUGGCGCCGCGUCGAGGACCGCUUCAACGCCCUCGCCCGCGACGGCCUCCUCUCCCGCGACAACUUCGGCGAAUGCAUCGGAAUGGUGGAUUCCAAGGAGUUCGCCGAGGGCAUCUUCGACGCGCUGGCGCGGCGGCGCCGGCAGAACCUUGAGCGGAUCACCAAGGAGGAGCUCUACGACUUCUGGCUCCAGAUCUCCGAUCAGAGCUUCGACGCGCGGCUCCAGAUCUUCUUCGACAUGGUGGACACCAACGUGGACGGGAGGAUAACGAGGGAAGAAGUACAGGAGCUGAUCGUGCUGAGCGCGUCGGCGAACAAGCUAGCGAAGCUCAAGGAGCAGGCGGAGGAGUACGCGUCGCUCAUCAUGGAGGAGCUCGACCCGGAGAACCUCGGCUACAUUGAGCUGUGGCAGCUGGAGACGCUGCUGCUCCAGCGCGACACGUACAUGAACUACAGCCGGCCGCUGAGCACGGCGAGCGGCGCGCAGUGGAGCCAGAACCUGGGCGUGGGCCUCAGCGGGGCCGUGCCGGCGACCGUCGGCGGAGCACCCGGAGCCGGAGCCGGAGGAGAAAACGCGAAUCGAGGAGGAGGAGGAAUGAUGACGAGGAGAAGGGAGCACUGGGGCCGGGGCGUUCGGAAGGCGGCGGCGCGGGUGCGUGUGGCGGCGGAGGAGAACUGGCGGCGCGCGUGGGUGCUGGCGCUGUGGUUCGCGGCCAUGGCGGCGCUGUUCGUGUGGAAGUUCGUGCAGUACCGUCGCACGGCGGGGUUCCAGGUGAUGGGCUACUGCCUCCCCACGGCGAAAGGCGCCGCCGAGACGCUCAAGCUCAACAUGGCGCUCGUGCUCCUCCCCGUCUGCCGCAACACGCUCACCUGGCUCCGCUCCUCCUGGGCGCGCUUCUUCGUCCCCUUCGACGACAACAUCACCUUCCACAAGAUGAUCGCGACGGCGAUCGUGGUGGGGAUCACGCUGCACGCGGGGAACCACCUGGCGUGCGACUUCCCGCGGGUGAUCGCGUCGGCGCCGGAGGAGUACCGGCUGGUGGAGUCGGCGUUCGGGGCGCAGAAGCCGUCCUACGCCGGGCUGCUCUCCGGCGUGGAGGGCGUGACGGGGAUCGCCAUGGUGGUGCUCAUGACGGUGUCCUUCACGCUGGCCACGCACCCGUUCCGCAAGGGCGAGAAGGCGGCGGCGGCGUCCUCGACGGUGUCGAGGCUGCCGGCGCCGCUCAACCGGCUCGCCGGGUUCAACGCCUUCUGGUACUCCCACCACCUCCUCGGCAUCGUCUACGCGCUCCUCCUCGUCCACGGCUACUUCCUCUUCCUCGUCCGCCGCUGGUACGAGAAAACGACAUGGAUGUAUAUUUCUGUCCCUUUGGUGCUCUAUGUCGGCGAAAGGAUGCUACGAGCAUUGAGGUCAAAUGCUCAUCCUGUCAAAAUCCUAAAGGUGUGCCUUCUACCUGGAAGUGUAUUGACCAUAACAAUGUCAAAGCCCUAUGGAUUUCGAUACAGGAGUGGACAAUAUAUCUUUCUUCAGUGUCCAAUGAUCUCCCCAUUUGAAUGGCAUCCUUUCUCCAUCACUUCAGCUCCUGGAGACGACUAUCUCACUGUUCACAUCCGCACAAACGGAGACUGGACACAAGAGCUCAAGCGCAUAUUCGUCGAGAACUACUUCUCACCGCACAUUAAUAGAAGAGCUUCGUUCAGCGAGUUAGGUGCAGCGGAACCAAGAAGCUUGCCAAGAUUGCUCGUAGAUGGUCCAUAUGGUGCCCCCGCACAGGAUUUCAGAAACUAUGAUGUUUUGCUUCUUGUCGGCCUCGGAAUUGGAGCAACACCAUUUAUAAGCAUUCUAAGGGACCUGCUUAACAACAUUAAGCUAGCUGAUGAGUUGAUGGACUUGGCAAUGGAGACCACUCAGACUAGCAGGUCUGAGGACAGCGCCAACAGCUUCAGUGUCUCAACAGCCAGUAGCAACAGGAAGAGAGCUUACAGAACAAGCCGGGCACAUUUUUACUGGGUCACUCGGGAACCGUUGUCAUUUGAAUGGUUCAAAGGAGUGAUGAAUGAGGUUGCUGAAAUGGACAAGAAGGGUGUUAUAGAGUUGCACAACUACCUGACAAGCGUGUAUGAAGAACGAGAUGCACGGACGACUCUUUUGUCCAUGGUGCAAGCUCUGAACCAUGCCAAACAUGGUGUCGACAUUGUCUCGGGCACCAGGGUGAGGACACACUUCGCGAGACCAAACUGGAAGGAAGUUUUCACAAAAAUUGCCUCCAAGCACCCAAAUUCAACCGUUGGAGUAUUCUACUGCGGUGCGCCAACCCUAGCCAAAGAACUGAAGAACCUAUCGCACGAGAUGAGCCACAAGACAACGACUCGCUUCCAUUUUCACAAGGAGUACUUCUGAUAGGAAGACCAUUGAUUAUUCUGAUCUGCAUAGCGUUAGGCACCGGUAAAGAAGAAGGAAUUUUUGCACAGAAGCAAAGCAAACUGACCUCUCUCUUCCUGAUCUGGAACUGUACAUAGUAUAAAGAAGAACAGUCUGCUAGGUUAGUUAGCUAGUUAGUACUAUCAUUUAUAUAUGAUUAACAAAAAUUAAAGGCAGGCUUGAUCAAAAGUAAAAGAAAAGGAAGCAGGGUAAAGAGUUGUUACUUAUAUGUAUACAUGUACACAGUAUAGUUAGGUAGUUACCUAUCAAAUGCUAAAGCAUAACAAUAGAAAGGGACAGGCUCCAGAGGCCGACAUUCUGAAUGUACAUCUUUCAGGAAUUCAUUCAUGCA